AAGUAAACAUUUUGUACGUCUUUCAUCAUUUAAAAAAAUUUGUAAGCCACAUCUGGUAAGAUUUUUGUUCAUUAGGAUUUUUUUUGUAAAACUAUCUGUAAUGGCACAGAGCAGAGGUCGCGGCGGCGGGGUGAUGCGGCCAUGGCUUCGCGGCGCGUGACGCGCAAGUGGGAGGUGUUCGCGGGACGGAACCGCUUCUGGUGCGACGGCCGCCUCAUGACGGCGCCCCACCCUGGCGUGUUCCUGCUCACGCUCGCGCUCAUCUGCGGCACGUGCGCCCUGCACUUCGCCUUCGACUGCCCCUUCCUGGCCGCGCGCGUGUCGCCCGCCGUGCCCGCGGCCGGCGCGGCGCUAUGCGCGCUGACGCUGGCGGCGCUGCUGCGCACGGCGCUGUCCGACCCCGGCAUCAUCCCGCGCGCCGCCGCGGCCGAGGCGGCGGCGCUGGAGGCGGCCGAGGCGGGCCGGCCGCCGCGCGCGCGCGCGAGGUGCUGGUGCGCGGCCGGCCCGUGAAGCUCAAGUACUGCUUCACGUGCAAGAUGUUCCGGCCGCCGCGCGCCAGCCACUGCUCGCUGUGCGACAACUGCGUGGACCGCUUCGACCACCACUGUCCCUGGGUGGGCAACUGCGUGGGCAAGCGCAACUACCGCUACUUCUACACGUUCGUGGUGUCGCUGUCGUUCCUGGCCGUGUUCGUGUUCGCGUGCGCCGUGACGCACGUGGCGCUGCUGGCGCGCGGCGCGGGGCUGGGCCCGGCCCUGCGCGCCACGCCCGCGUCCGCCAUCGUGGCCGCCGUCUGCUUCCUGUCCGUGUGGUCGGUGCUGGGGCUGGCCGGCUUCCACACGUACCUCGCCUCCACGGACCAGACCACCAAUGAAGACAUUAAGGGUUCGUUUUCAACACGCCGUGGCGUGUCAAAUCCGAACCCGUAUUCACGCGGCAACGCAUGUGCCAACUGCUGGCACGUACUAUGCGGUCCGCUGGCGCCCAGCCUCAUAGACCGGCGAGGCGUCUUCACCAUCGACGUCAAGGACGAGCUGCCGCCGAGCUUCGCGCGAGCUCUCAGCGCCGCGCCCCCCGCCGCGCCCUCGCCGCCCCUCGCGGCCGCGGCCCCGCCGCUGGGCGGCAGCUACAGCAACCUGUUCGAGAGCGGCUCGCCCGUGCGCCACGCCUACAUGAACCGCUCGCUGGAGCUGGAGCCCGUGUCGGCGCAGCCCGUGUCGCUGCAGCCGGGGCCGCUGCAGCCGGGGUCCCUGCAGCCGGGGCCGCUGCAGGCCGCGCCGGGCGGCCUGAGCGCCUCGCGGCUGCGCCUGCUGCACGACACGACGAUGAUAGACGCGGCGCUGGACCUGGACGAGCCCGAGCCGCCGCCGCACCUGCCGCGCGGCCCGGCGGCGCCCGUGCACCUGGCGCCGCGCGGCCCGGCGGCGCCCGUGCAUCUGGCGCCGCGCGCGCUGGCGGCGCUCUGA
Spodoptera littoralis (African cotton leafworm) is the source of this 1466-nucleotide messenger RNA. NCBI's taxonomy places the organism in Eukaryota, Metazoa, Arthropoda, Insecta, Lepidoptera, Noctuidae. The record is from the annotation of a GenBank genome assembly.